Molecule: messenger RNA, 936 nt
Organism: Penicillium digitatum Pd1
Lineage: Eukaryota; Fungi; Ascomycota; Eurotiomycetes; Eurotiales; Aspergillaceae
Product: putative mitochondrial methylglutaconyl-CoA hydratase (Auh)
Biological process (GO): fatty acid beta-oxidation
Cellular component (GO): mitochondrion
Source: RefSeq, a predicted model, not a curated record
AUGGCAAGCAUCAUGUCAACGCGCCUCGUCCGCCUCUGCGCACCCCUCGCCCACCUCCGGGCGACCGCGGUACCUACCCGGGUUUUCAUAUCUCGGUACAGCACCAGCACAGAAGACGAUAUUAUCAAGACCCAGCAGGUCCCCGCCCCAGGGUCAGGGCAUGUGCGCGUGCUGCAAUUGAACCGCCCCAAAGCUCGAAACGCGAUCUCGACCCACUUGCUAGACACGCUCUCAAAGCAUGUGGACGCCAUCGCCGCCGAAGGAGGCAACGGGCCAACCCGGGCAUUGGUUAUAGCAAGUAAUGCCGACGCGGCAUUUUGCGCGGGUGCAGACCUGAAGGAACGAGCCAAUAUGAGCAUGGCCGAAACCGAAGACUUCCUCCUCAAACUCCGGUCCACCUUCCAAAAACUUGCCUCCCUCGAAAUCCCCACCAUCUCCGCCGUCUCAUCCGUAGCCCUCGGCGGCGGCCUCGAGCUCGCUCUGUGCACGCACCUGCGCGUCUUCGCGUCCUCCAGCGUCGUCGCCCUCCCCGAAACACGCCUCGCCAUCAUCCCCGGUGCUGGCGGCACAUAUCGACUGCCUCCGAUUAUCGGCGUGAACCGUGCCCGGGACAUGAUCCUCACUGGGCGCCGUGUGACCGGACCCGAGUCUUACUUCAUUGGGCUCUGUGAUCGGCUUGUGGAGGUGCUUCCACAGGAGGAGGCAACAGAAGGCGUUGCACGCGAACGUGUCCUGCGGGAGAGUAUCAAGCUCGCUUUGGAUAUCUGUGAAGGUGGUCCUAUUGCUAUCAAGAUGGCGAUGCAGGCUGUCGAUGCCCAUGCUCUGGGCGAGCGGGCGGAGAAUGCGGCUUAUGAGGCCGUCAUCGAGACUGAUGAUCGGUAUGAGGCGCUGCGCGCCUUUGUUGAGAAGCGGAAGCCGGCAUUCCGCGGGAGGUAG